AUGGCAGCUGGCAUCCUGACUAGAGUGUCUCAGGCUCUGCGGGGUCCCCGGUUGGUGGGCGCUGUGUUGUCAGGUCAUGGACACACUCUCAGUACCGCAGCUGCUGCGGCCAAACCACCAGCAGCACCGAUCGAUGAUACCGGUGUGAACGAGAAGAUCUUAAACUUCCCCCUCACUCAGCCAGACUUUUUCCGCUUGUCUGAGCUCUACACCAUAAAGGACCUGUUUGAGGCCCGUGUGCAUCUCGGCCACAAGAAAGGCUGCAGACACAGGCUAAUGGAACCCUAUCUGUUUGGUUCUCGUCUGGACGUUGACAUCCUAGAUCUCGAUCAGACAGCGGAGCACCUCCAGAGGGCAUUAAACUUCACUGCUCAUGUGGCGUACCGGGGUGGCAUUAUUCUGUUCAUCAGCCGCAGACGCCAGUUCGGCCACCUUGUCGAGACGACAGCCCGAGAGUGUGGCGAGUACGCUCACACGCGUUACUGGCAGGGUGGACUGCUCACCAACGCCCCUGUCCAGUACAGCCCCGGCGUCCGGCUUCCAGACCUCAUUAUAUUCCUUUCAACCCUCAAUAAUGUUUUCCAGCCACACGUGGGAAUCCGGGACGCAGCCAAAAUGAAUAUCCCCACAAUUGGGGUGGUGGACUCCAACUGUAACCCCAGCCUCAUCACAUACCCGGUGCCAGGCAACGAUGACACUCCUGCUACCAUGGAGAUGUACUGCCGGCUGUUCAAAAUGACCAUCAACAGGGCAAAAGACAAGAGGAGGCAAAUGGAGCUGCUGAGGGGUAUUUCAGCAUCAGUAUGA
Triplophysa rosa is the source of this 807-nucleotide messenger RNA. RefSeq names its product mitochondrial ribosomal protein S2 (gene mrps2). The coding region runs from base 1 to 807 and encodes 268 amino acids. Gene Ontology annotation, cellular component: mitochondrial small ribosomal subunit; ribosome. The transcript has 4 exons. Gene Ontology annotation, biological process: translation. Gene Ontology annotation, molecular function: structural constituent of ribosome. Lineage: Eukaryota; Metazoa; Chordata; Actinopteri; Cypriniformes; Nemacheilidae. The record is from RefSeq and is a predicted model, not a curated record.